AGCCGUACAGCUGUGCUCCGUGGCUAGCGGAGAAGCUAACAGGCUAUCCUUAGCGGUGAAAAUAUCAGGACCCGUGGACUAAAGAAGACACCUCGAAACCUACUUUGAGACUUUCAAUCCAUAAUGGGGAAAGGUGGAGGUACAUUUGAAAGGCUCCUGGAUAAAGCCACCAGUCAGCUGCUCCUGGAGACUGACUGGGAAUCCAUUCUGCAGAUCUGUGAUCUCAUUCGACAGGGAGACGCACAGGCUAAAUAUGCCAUCGGGGCCAUUAAGAAGAAGCUUAAUGACAAAAACCCCCAUGUGGCUCUUUAUGCACUUGAGGUGCUGGAGUCAGUGGUGAAGAACUGUGGCCAGACGGUCCACGAUGAAGUGGCGUGUAAACAAACGAUGGAGGAACUGAAGGAUCUUCUUAAGACGGAACCAAAUGUCAGAAACAAGAUUCUCUACCUGAUCCAGGCGUGGGCUCAUGCCUUCCGAAAUGAACCCAAGUACAAGGUGGUCCAGGACACUUACCAGAUCAUGAAAGUGGAAGGUCAUGUAUUCCCCGAAUUCAAGGAGAGUGAUGCAAUGUUUGCAGCUGAGAGGGCUCCAGACUGGGUCGAUGCAGAGGAGUGCCACCGGUGCAGAGUCCAGUUUGGGGUUAUGACAAGAAAGCACCACUGUCGAGCCUGUGGCCAGAUUUUCUGUGGAAAGUGUUCUUCUAAGUACUCCACUAUUCCCAAGUUUGGCAUAGAGAAGGAAGUGCGUGUGUGUGAGCCCUGCUUUGAGCUGCUUAACAACCACCCCUCCCUUUCUCCUCCACUUAGGAAAGCUGAAGGGAAAGCCCCCGCCGCAGGCCCCGCUGAGCUGCCUCCUGAGUACCUGACCAGCCCGCUGUCCCAACAGUCCCAGGUGAUUAUGCCCCCGAAGAGAGAUGAGGCCGCGCUGCAGGAGGAGGAGGAGCUGCAGCUGGCCAUUGCCCUCUCCCAAAGUGAGGCUGAGGAGAAAGAGCGGAUGAGGCACAAAAACUCGUAUGCCAUGUAUCCCAAAACUGAUCCCACCCCAGUGACUUCCUCUGCACCACCAGUCAGCACCCUUUACACUCCCCCUGUGAACUCUUCUGCCCCAUCAGCUGAAGAUGUAGACCCUGAGCUGGCACGGUACCUGAACAGAACAUACUGGGAGAAGAAACAGGAAGAGGCUCGUAAGAGUCCGACCCCCUCAGCCCCUGCCCCGGUGCCAUUGGCUGAGCCCCUUCCUCCAAUCAGCCAGCCUGCGGAGAGCCAUGUCCCCGUUCAGCCAGUUAACAUAGUGGAGCAGCAGUACCAGAACGGGGAGUCAGAGGAGAACCACGAGCAGUUUCUGAAGGCUCUGCAGAAUGCUGUCACCACCUUCCUGAACCGCAUGAAGAGCAACCACAUGCGUGGGCGCAGCAUCACCAAUGACAGUGCUGUGCUCUCACUCUUCCAGUCCAUCAACAACAUGCAUCCACAGCUGUUGGACAUCCUCAACCAACUAGAUGAGAAACGACUGUACUACGAGGGGCUGCAGGACAAGCUCGCCCAGGUGAGGGAUGCUCGCGCUGCUCUUAACGCCCUUCGGGAUGAGCAUAGAGAGAAGCUGCGUCGUGCUGCGGAGGAAGCAGAGAGACAGAGGCACAUCCAGCUGGCACAGAAACUGGGGAUCAUGAGGCAGAAGAAACAGGAGUACUUGGAAAUGCAAAGACAACUGGCCAUCCAGCGCCUCCAGGAGCAGGAGAAGGAGAGGCAGAUGCGUCUCGAGCAGCAGAAGCACACAAUCCAGAUGAGAGCUCAAUUGCCUGCUUUCUCCCUACCUUAUGCUCAGAUGCAGUCUUUGCCCCCAAAUGUGGCUGGAGGGGUGGUGUACCAGCCUGGUGCUCCACCCAGCUACCCAGGCACCUUUAGUCCAGCUGGGUCUGUGGAGGGUUCACCUAUGCACAACAUCUAUAUGAACCAGCAGGGUCAGACUGCACCACCACAGUACCAGGCCAUGCCUCCCACAGAUCCCAAUAUGGUCAAUGCGUACAUGUACCAGCCUGCAGGCACCAAUGGGCAGCCCGCUCCUCCUCCUGGUCAGGCCCCGCCUAAUACCAGUCCACCUUACUCCAAUUAUCAGCCCACACCCACACAAGGCUACCAGAACGCGGUCUCUCAGGCGCAGAGUAUGCCCCCCAUGACCCAGGCUGCCCCCACUAAUGGAAUGGGCUACAUGGGCUACCAGCCGUACACCAUGCAGAACAUGAUCUCAGCAUUGCCGGGUCAGGAUCCCAAUAUGCCUCCCCAACAGCCAUACAUGCCAGGCCAGCAGCCCAUGUACCAACAGAUGGCUCCCCCUGGUGGUCCACAGCCGCAGCAGCAACAGCAGCAAGCGCCUCAGGCUGUGCCGGGCAGUGCAGAGGCACAGCUCAUCUCCUUCGACUGAGAGCCCACACGCUGCGGGUUCUGACACUACACCCUUUCUCCUCCUUUGGUCUUUCCCCCUCACCCUCUGGACUUUGACAAUGCCCUCUGAAAACAAACACACUCCUAAACACACACACACACACACACACCUGCACCUUCCACCUGACUGUGAUGUUGUGACAAUGUAAUUAUUGUGAUGAUGUUGCAGAUCUGUGUCUCUCCUUGCAUCUCCCCCCUCGCUGAAGCGCGCGAAAGCAGGGGAUGAAACGGCAAGAGAGAGAGAGGGCACCAAAACCCAGACCCCUCCACCCUGUCCCUCUCCUCUUUCCAGCUCAUAUGUAUGUAGUAUUUCCUUAUUAAAUGAGUAACCGAAGAUCAGAAAUAGUCAGUGGUAAUACAGUUAUAAAAGAAUAAUAAAAUAUGAUGAUUAUUGAGAAAAAGACAACACUUAACCAUCCUUGGUCUCAUAUUUUUGUAAAGCAGAAUUUGCAUGUUAAAUUUUAAUUCUGUUCUGGAAUGGAAGCAGAGAGACGUCUGUGUGUGCUGUGAAAGGAUGCAGAUUGUGAUGAGAGAGGGAUGUCUAGGUAGAGAGAGAGCACAGUGAAAGGCCUGAGAUACAAGGCCUUAAGUCACAUCUUCAAACAAGUUCACAGCUUGCCGUUCCAGGUGUAGUUCUUUGGUUCCAUCUCUUCUCAUGCACACACGCUAUGCUCAUCUUUUAUGGUUUUCUAAUUCAUUAGUUGUGCACUGCUCAGAGUAGACACUUCAACGACAAAAAACACAGUGCAGAGAUUGCACAUAGUGGAAGGAGUGUUAGCUGGACAUUUGUUUUAUCCUCACUAAGUAGUUUAAUAGAUUCAAUCUUUGGAAUAACCAUAAAUAUGUAACAGUGCGUACUAAAGCAGUCCUGCAGAUCUUAUUGUAUCCUGCAUCUUUUUUUGAUUUAAAAAAAACAUCACAGGACAAAAAGAAUCAUUGGAUCAUAACCUACUAUUAACUGCAAAUGGUCUCCAGGCGCUCCAUCCCGUGUGCAUUUGGUUGUAACUGUCAAAGAUGAGAAUAUCUUUGUAUUAAGUACAGAUGGGUAAGUGUGGACUCCCGAAGUGUGGAACAUAACGCCCGCAGAGCGAACAAGACAUGCAGCAUGUUUCACACCAACAUUCAGUGACUUCUGUAACCCUUCAUUAUCCACGUGUGGACUUGUUUCUUUCAUCGUACUGAUCUGUCUGACUUCAAGUUAAUUUUAAAAUUAUAUUUAAUAAAUAUCUGGUUCUUAUUGUC
Labrus mixtus (cuckoo wrasse) is the source of this 3683-nucleotide messenger RNA. RefSeq names its product hepatocyte growth factor-regulated tyrosine kinase substrate (gene hgs). The coding region runs from base 124 to 2421 and encodes 765 amino acids. The record is from RefSeq and is a predicted model, not a curated record. NCBI's taxonomy places the organism in Eukaryota, Metazoa, Chordata, Actinopteri, Labriformes, Labridae. Gene Ontology annotation, molecular function: phosphatidylinositol binding; ubiquitin binding; metal ion binding. The transcript has 20 exons.